Molecule: messenger RNA, 526 nt
Organism: Nycticebus coucang (slow loris)
Lineage: Eukaryota; Metazoa; Chordata; Mammalia; Primates; Lorisidae
Product: pre-mRNA-splicing regulator WTAP-like
Exons: 1
Coding region: 35-526 (163 amino acids)
Biological process (GO): regulation of alternative mRNA splicing, via spliceosome
Cellular component (GO): nucleus
Source: RefSeq, a predicted model, not a curated record
GGCCGGCGGGGCCUCGGUCUGGAGAGGAUUCAAGAUGACCAACGAAGAACCUCUUCCCAGAAAAGUUCGACUGAGUGAGACAGACUUCAAAGUUAUGGCACGAGAUGAGUUAAUUUUAAGAUGGAAACAAUAUGAAGCAUACGUACAAGCUUUGGAGGGCAAGUACACAGAUCUUAACUCCAAUGACGUAACUGGCUUAAGGGAGUCUGAAGAAAAACUGAAGCAACAACAGCAGGUGUCUGCGCGGAUGGAAAACAUCCUUGUAAUGAGACCAGCAACCAAGGAACAAGAGAUGCGAGAGUGUAGCACUCAAAUCCAGGACCUCAAGCAAGUCCAGCAGCCGAGUGUUGCCCAACUGAGAUCAACAAUGGUAGACCCAGCGAUCAACUUGUUUUUCCUAAAAAUUAAAGACAAACUGGAACAAGCCCAAAAUGAACUGAGUGCCUGGAAGUUUACGCCUGAUAGAGGCCUGAUGCCGUCGUACUAUUCCGAAGAAGUGCCCACCUCCGAAAAAUUCCCCUUCUAG